This is a messenger RNA of Marmota flaviventris (yellow-bellied marmot), 2707 nucleotides long. Its product is annotated as DNA polymerase nu. NCBI's taxonomy places the organism in Eukaryota, Metazoa, Chordata, Mammalia, Rodentia, Sciuridae. The record is from RefSeq and is a predicted model, not a curated record. Gene Ontology annotation, biological process: DNA-templated DNA replication; double-strand break repair. Gene Ontology annotation, molecular function: DNA binding; DNA-directed DNA polymerase activity.
UGUCGAUAUUUAUCUUGUUAACCUUACAUUUAGGUCUUUUUGAAAAUGGAAAAUUGUGAGACCUGUGUAGGCUUUGAUCUCUCUAAGAUACCACUGUCCUCUAUUGCUCAGAAGAUUAUGUGUGCUCUGCAUUCAGGUGAUUUAGUGGAUUCUAAGAACUGGGGAGAGAGUACAAAGAUUGUAAAACCAAUAAGCACAUCCAGUGUUAAGGAUGCAGUAAUACUUAAAGAUGGAAAGAAUCAAUCACUAGAGAAAAAGAAUCCUAAGUCUUUAACAGGCCAGACGUCAAGAGGUUCCACCAAGCCUUCUCCUCAUUCCUCCAGUACUGGGCUCACAGGUCAGCUGUCUGCUGAUCAAAAGCAGAAAAACAUCUCAUUGGCUUCUUCCAGGUGUUCUGUUCCACAUUUUGAUCAAGAGGCUUCAGACCUACAGAAAAUGGAGCAUAAGAAAAAGCAUUUCCUAAAUGAAAAUAUUAAUAAUGAAAAUAAGGAAAGCAUGAAUCUUAAAAGAAAACAUAUUAUGUAUAGUAACUCAUCAGAGAAAACAAAUAAAUACUUGGCAUUGGAAGAAAAUGCUGGUGAGGUUAAAGCACAGCUAAAUUCUGGGGACUCAAGAACCUUUAAAAAAUACCUUUGUGAUAUCAGGUAUUUGGAUGAUCAGUCAAAAAACCAACUGAUGGAAAUGCUCAAGCAGGCAGCUGCACUGGUAGUGACUCUAAUGUAUAAGGAUGGUUCCACCCAGCUAAUAGCUAACCAGGCUCAAACUUCCUCUGUUAAAGGAAUUGUGAUGUUACUAAAGAGUCAAGUGGACAACCUAGAGACUUUAGCCUGUGGUGCUCUUGAGGUGGGCUUUAUGUCCCAGGGUCAGUGUAUCUACAUACACAUAGAGCUUUCCUCUCUCUGGGGCCAAGAACAAGAAGCAUAUCAUCUGUUUGCCAGAAACGUGCUGUUCCAAACCCUGAAAUGUAAAUGCCCUGUUAUUUGUUUCAACGCUAAGGACUUUGUUAGAAUAGUGCUGCAGUUUUUUGGUGAUGAUGGCAGUUGGAAGCAUGUUGCUGAUUUUGUAGGCCUUGAUCCCAGAAUUGCCGCAUGGCUCAUAGAUCCCAGUGAUGGCACACCUUCUUUUGAGGACUUAGUAGCAAAACACCUUGAAAAGUCCUUUUCAGUCAAAGUGAGCAGCACAUGUGGCAAUUCCUCAAGUAAUAUUAAGAAUAAGAACAUAUAUAUGAACUUGAAUACACUCUACAGACUUACGAUGGACCUGUGCUCCAAGUUGAAGGUUCAUGGUUUAUGGCAACUAUUUUGUACUCUGGAAAUUCCUCUGAUUCCAAUUUUGGCAGUGAUGGAAAACCACAAGAUUCAGGUGAACAAGGAAGAAAUGGAGAGGACAUCCACACUUCUUGGGGCUCGUCUCAAGGAACUGGAGCAGCAAGCCCAUUUUAUUGCAGGAGAACGGUUUCUUAUAAUGAGUAAUAAUCAACUUCGAGAAAUCCUCUUUGGAAAGUUGAAGCUACACCUGCUGAGUCCAAGGAAGAGCCUUCCCAAAACAGGGCCACAGCAACACCUAUCCACUUCAGAGGCUGUGUUAAGUUCUCUGCAAGACCUUCAUCCCUUACCCAAGACAAUUUUGGAAUACAGGCACAUUCACAAGAUCAAGUCAACCUUUAUAGAUGGAUUAUUAGCUUGCAUGAAAAAGGGAUCCAUUUCCUCCAAGUGGAAUCAAACGGGAACUGUGACGGGAAGACUUUCAGCCACACAUCCUAAUAUCCAGGGUAUUUCCAAGCACUCAAUUCAAAUUGCUAAGCCUCUGAAUUUUAAAGGUAAAGAAGAUGAGACUUUCACCAUCUCCCCAAGAACCCUGCUUGUUUCCUCCAGGGGCCACAUCUUCCUAGCAGCAGACUUUUCACAGAUUGAAUUGCGCAUUCUUGCGCAUUUAUCUGGAGAUCCAGAACUUUUGAAGUUAUUCCAGGAAUCUGAAAGAGAUGAUGUGUUUUCUACCCUGGCUUCACAGUGGAAGGACAUUCCCAUGGAGCACGUGACGUACGCAGACAGAGAGCAGACCAAGAAGGUGGUGUACUCCGUGGUCUAUGGAGCAGGGAAGGAGCGGCUUGCUGCUUGCCUUGGAAUUACUGUUCAGGAAGCCACCCAGUUUUUGGAGAGCUUUUUGCAGAAGUACAAGAAAAUCAAAGACUUCGCGCAAGCAGCUAUUGACCAGUGUUAUCACACAGGCUAUGUGGCAUCCAUCAUGGGCAGAAGGAGGCCUCUGCCCAGGAUCCAUGCACGGGACCAGCAGCUCCGGGCACAAGCAGAACGACAGGCAGUGAACUUCAUGGUGCAAGGCUCUGCUGCAGACCUCUGUAAGAUGGCCAUGAUCCGCAUCUUCUCUGCAGUGGCCACUUCCCCCACCCUGACGGCCAGGUUGGUUGCCCAAAUUCACGAUGAGCUGCUGUUUGAAGUGGAAGACACACAGGUCCCCGAGUUCGCAGCUCUUGUCAGGGGAACCAUGGAGUCCUUGCAACAGAUUCAGGACCCGGAGCUGCAACUGCAGGUGCCCCUAAAGGUGAGCCUGAGCGCCGGCCGUUCCUGGGGACACCUGGUUCCACUGCAGGAGGCCCUGGACUCUUAGCUCAGCCUGAGUCACACCGAGUCUCCCAGCAACAGUCUGGCUGUCCAGGUCGCUGGCUGGGCACCUCCUGGGCCUGUGCAUU